AAGUUAUUUAAAGACGACACCGACACGCUCGUUUGUUGUGACUGGGAAGUCGCCUAAAAGAAUAGGGGGGAUGCGAGGUUAAUUUUAAAGUAGUCUUUCUCUGAAGAGUAACGUUAGUCUUCUACAAACCAAAAUGUUCGCCGGUGUCCGAGUAUCGCUUCUCCUCCUGGUUCUUCACACACUAGCUCUUGCUGUUGUAGCAAGAAGAGGAAGGAAAAAUGUCCUUUUCAUCAUGGCAGAUGAUUUGCGGACAUCACUGGGCUGCUACGGGGACCCUGUGGUAAAAUCCCCAAACAUUGACCAACUGGCAUCCAAAAGUCAAGUUUUUCUCAAUGCAUAUGCACAGCAAGCUGUGUGUGCUCCCAGUCGUACAUCCAUGCUAACCAGUCGCAGACCAGACACGACCAGGCUCUAUGACUUCAAUUCCUACUGGAGAGUCCAUUCUGGAAACUACACGACCAUGCCCCAGUACUUUAAAUCUAGGGGGUAUUUCACCAUGUCUGUGGGCAAGGUGUUUCAUCCAGGUAUUCCCUCUAACCACACUGAUGACUACCCCUACAGCUGGUCCAUCCCUGCCUACCACCCGGCUUCGCUUAGAUAUGAGAAAGAAAAGAUGUGUAAAGGAGAGGAUGGCAAGCUCCAUGCCAACUUGCUGUGUGCAGUGAACGUGACAGAGCAGCCUGGGGGAACCCUCCCUGACAUGGAGAGCACAGACGAGGCGGUGAGGUUACUGAAGAGUCGGGCCAACGAUGACGUCCCUUUCUUCUUGGCUGUGGGCUUUCACAAACCACACAUACCCUUCAGGAUACCACAGGAGUACCUGAGGCUAUAUCCCAUAGACCAAAUGACUCUAGCUCCUGACCCCAAUGUCCCUAAACUCCUUCCACCUGUUGCCUACAACCCCUGGAUGGACGUGAGGAGGAGGGAAGACGUCCAAAAGCUCAACGUUAGUUUCCCAUAUGGACCAAUUCCUAAAGACUUUCAGCUGCGCAUCCGUCAGCAUUAUUACGCUGCUGUGUCUUACAUGGACAGUCAGGUUGGGCGGCUGCUCAGUGCUCUUGAUGAGCUGGGGCUGGCUGAGAGCACUAUGGUGGUGUUCAGCUCAGAUCAUGGUUGGUCGUUAGGAGAACACGGUGAAUGGGCUAAAUAUUCUAAUUUUGAUGUGGCAACACGCGUCCCUCUUAUCUUCUAUGUUCCUGGCGUCACCACAAACCAUGAUUGGUUGGGAGGGAUUACCUUUCCCUUUAUUGAUGUCCUCACCAAAGCGGAGCACAGCUUUAAGAAUGACAAAGUAAUAAGAAACGUGGUGGAGCUGGUGGAUGUUUUUCCCACCGUCUCCUACCUGGCUGGCCUCAGAGCACCUGAACCUUGUCCUGAUGUUUCUUUCCAGGUGGAGUUGUGUACAGAAGGAGACAACCUGGCCUACACCUUCCGACACAGAGAAAGAGGGGAGGAUGAGGAGGCCAUAUCUUUCAGCCAGUACCCUCGACCUGCUGAUACACCACUGGGGAACUCUGACCUCCCUGACCUUAAAGACAUCAAGGUCAUGGGGUACUCUCUCCGCUCCUGGGACUACAGAUACACUCUCUGGCUUGGAUUCAACCCUGAAACAUUUCAGGUGAAUGUGUCUGAUGUCCAUGCUGGAGAGUUGUAUAUGUUAGCGGGCGACCCCGGGCAGGACAAGAACAUCUAUAGCGACUCUGACCACAGUGUGAUAAUGAGAAAGAUGGCCAGCCUGCCGCACACUGUGAGUCUGCAGAUGAGAAUGAGGCUGCAGCUCCUCUACCUCACAGCAGGGAUGAAGACAAGUAGAGGGAAGGCGUUAUGACGAAAAUAAAACACAACAGAUGGACGGACGGAGACGAGUACAAAGGGAAGAUGGAUGGAUGAAAAACUUCACCUAGAAAGGGAGGAAUGCCUUGAAUAUUUCUUUUAAUAUAAACCAUGCUUGAUUCAGUGUUCUGGGGUAUUGCUAUUAAUCUUUCAGGCUCAGUUGUUCAGGCUAAUGUUCCUUGUUAAGAACUCAUUGGCAGGCAGAUCUGGUUUCAACAUCAGUAAAGUGAAUAAGAAAGCGUUUGUGCUGUUUCUACAAAGACGUUCACCCUUUAAAGGAGUUUGUCAAAAACAAACUAAAAUUAAACAAAGAGAAGCAUCUGUAUCUGCACAGAAGCUUCUCACAGGUUUGUCUUCCUGCAGCUAAACGCAGCUUCCUCUGGCCUCUUCACACCUGCCAGUGACGUCUGUGUAAACCUGAUCAUUCGGCUGCGAGAAGGAUGUGUCAUUCUAAUUUUACAUCACUUCAAUUUUAGCAGCCAGUCGACAGAUUUCUGAUUAUUCACAGCAGAUAAAAGGAAGAGUCUGACGUGUUGGCAGCCACACUAGCUUUUUCCCCCUGCUUCCAGUCUUUAUGCUAUGCUAAGCUAAGCUAAUAGCCAGUGGCUCAAAUUUAGCAUAAAGACAUGAGAAUUCGGUAAAGCUUCUAUCAUGUGUGCAGAUUCAGACUGCACACACACCUGAGCAGCUGAACCAUCACCCCUUCUUUUUUUUUUUUUCAAGACAACUCUAUCAGGAAGCUGAAUUGAGUGUGUGAUUGACACGUCUGAUUCGCUGUGACAGCACUGCCUACUCCAUGAAAAUGAUUACAUCACACUUUACAAGCCGUUACCUGCCAAGAAAUCUUUUCAUCCGAAGGAAUAUUGAGAAAACCUGAAGAAUUAGCUCUUUUGAUUAAUGGCGACACCGGUUUCUCUUUUUGGAACAAGUGCUCUUGAGUGUACUAUUGAUCAUCCCGUCUGCUUCAGGUGGCGUCUCUGUGCUUUCAAGUACAACAGCUGAAAGGGAAUUACACAGUUUUGUACUGUAGUGUUAAACAAUAUGACAUUUCUAUUUGCACUUGAUGUCACUUGCAGCUAUUUGCCUCCCUCCUUGUAAACAGUCAGUUCAGAUCAAUUUGUGAACCCAAAAUGAAGUGAGUAAAAGCCACCCGUAAUUCAAUGCAAAUGAAACAGAGUGUAGCUACGUUUUACUGCUGUUCCACUGCAUGAACAUUUUGUGCUGUGGCAAUUUAGAAGAAAGCAAUUACAGCUCGAAUUCCAGGUCCAACAAUGAAGCCAGUACUGCCUACAAUAAAAGUUGACAGACCAAAUCCCCCCAUGGUAAUGGGAUGCAGAUGAAUCAUGUAAUCAGUGUGGUUCCAUCAUGUGUCAGGAUGUUGACGACUUCUCAAGAAGUCGCCCCAUUUUUUGUGUGUAUUUCUUCCCGCGUUGACCUCAUUGCAUUCGUGAUGGUUUAUUUAGUUUUUACUGUGCAUCCUGGAACAUAUUGAACGUCUUAAACAUCGGAUAUAACCAGUAACAUAACGAGUCCACACAGAUACUGACAAUGCAAAGAUCAGCUUAUCAUUGAGUUUGGCUGCGUUAGAGCAGCCUCGAGAAGACGAAGCUUCAGAAGGGAAAAUAAAAAAUAAAUGCUGCAGAAAUAAUUCAAAUCUCAAGCUUGGCAAGGACACGCUGUUAAUAUAUUUAUGUCUGUUUCGAUUGGUUUGUGAGAGAAAAAAAAUCAAGUAUUUUUGCAGCAAAAGUUGACUUUGUGCUUUUUAGUAACUUAUAAUCACAACCUCCAGUGUGUUUGUGCCCGUAUUCCUGUGUGUCCUGCAGAAACACUGCACACUUUGCUGCCUGUCCACACACACACACACACACACACACACACACACACACACACACACACUCACACACUGUGUUGUAAGUCAUUUUCUGCUCACCCACAGCAGGCGUGUAAAGCUGCAGAGUAGUGAGAGAGCUCCUCGGGGACCUCUCCAGUCUAUUCUGUGUUUUCUCUCCUUUCUGCCUCCUCUGGAGCAGAGAAUGCGUACAGCUGCUCUCUGACGCUGGAAGAAUUUGGACCUGGCUGAACAUUUCCUAAUUUGUGCAUGAUUCCACAGUCAGUCAAUCUGUCUGGGCAACACAAAUGGUUAAAAGCCUUGUAAUUGCAUUUUGAAAUAUAGUAUGAAUUCAGUCUCAUGCCUUUUGAGUUUUUUUUCUAUUUUUUUUUUUACUAUUUUUCAAUUUCUGUGCAAUCGUGCAGAACCGUGUGUUGAACUCGGCAUGAAGUGAAGGCUUAUGCUACAAAUGAAAAGUCAAAAAAUUCCCAAAGACCAGGGAGGCACUUGACAUCUCUCCCCUGCCAAUUUCACCUCUUCCAAUCACUUCUUCCCUUCUUUUCCCUCCAUUCGCCCCCCCCCCCCCCCCCCCCCCCCUUCUCAUCCUUUGAACACAUCAGCAUUCAUAUUUACCUCACAUGUUGCAGUUCUACGUUUCUUUCUGGGCUCUUUGUAACUUUAUCUUUGAUAAAUACAUGUUUGACAUUAAAAUGAUUUUGUUGGCCACAACACUGAUAUA
This is a messenger RNA of Chelmon rostratus (copperband butterflyfish), 4400 nucleotides long. It is a transcript of the gene ids, whose product is annotated as iduronate 2-sulfatase. NCBI's taxonomy places the organism in Eukaryota, Metazoa, Chordata, Actinopteri, Chaetodontiformes, Chaetodontidae. The coding region runs from base 134 to 1828 and encodes 564 amino acids. The transcript has 13 exons. The record is from RefSeq and is a predicted model, not a curated record. Gene Ontology annotation, molecular function: iduronate-2-sulfatase activity.